Messenger RNA from Branchiostoma floridae (Florida lancelet), 1556 nucleotides. RefSeq names its product estradiol 17-beta-dehydrogenase 8-like. The record is from RefSeq and is a predicted model, not a curated record. Bases 99 to 890 code for a protein of 263 amino acids. The transcript has 9 exons. Lineage: Eukaryota; Metazoa; Chordata; Leptocardii; Amphioxiformes; Branchiostomatidae.
GUCCCAAUUGUUGUCUUGUGCCGCAGGCAGUGCUUUUCAGGUCGAAGGUCACUCUCUGGACAAACCAGUUUACCGACGCAAGGACACAAAGUACAAGUAUGGCAGAAAGCAAAGAAGGACGAUUAACAGGGCGACUGGCUCUUGUGACUGGUGGUGGGAGUGGUAUUGGCCGAGCCGUGUGCCAGGCCUUCGCUAGGGAAGGAGCCAAGGUGGUUGUUGCAGACAUCAACGGCAGCGCCGCCAAGGAGACUUUGUCAUUACUGCAGGGCGAUCCAAAAAGCCACCGACAGUAUGAAGUUGACGUGCUAUCUUCAGAGGCGGUCCAAGAGAUGUUUAAAGUGGUUUGCAGUGAGUACAAGGCGGCGCCUAGUAUCGUGGCACCUGUGGCAGGAGGGACCCCCCUGGGGGUUGGGAAUAUACUGGACAUGUCGGAGAAGUCCUUCAACCUCACGAUAGAUCUCAAUCUCAAGGGGACGUUCCUGACCGUGAAAGCUGCUGCAAAGGCGAUGGUUGACAACAAUGUUAACAACGGCUCUAUCAUCACGAUAUCCAGUAGGGUAGCGGAGACUCCUAGGGCUGGAUGGUCCAGCUACAUAGCGGCAAAGGCGGCCGUGCAACAAUUCACCAAAGUUGCGGCAUUAGAGCUGGCUGAACAUGGCAUCCGAUGUAAUUCUGUUCUUCCGGGAGCAACCAGAACGCCUUUCUUGGACCAACUUACAGGCAAGGGAGGGCCACUUCAAGACCACUACAAAGCAUCGAGUGGAACCGGGAUACCCAUGGGUCGAUUUGCCGAGCCGAAUGAAGUCGCCAAUGUCAUCACUUUUCUGGCCUCGGAUGAGAGCAGCUAUGUAAGCGGGGCGUCCAUAAAGGUGUCAGGGGGGUUGCAGUGAAUGCUGUAUGCUGUUUGUGGCGUGAGGACGACACGUGAGAUACUAGUAGCAGGAGAUUAACAUAGGUGGCGGGAAUGAAACUGGAGAUCGGUAUAUUAUAGAGGGGUGGGUUUGAGGGCAUAACAAUACGAAAUCGGACCAGAAUCAGAGGAUAUCUGGAGGAAUCGCAGGUCAUACUCUUACCUCUGCCAUUACAAUAUAGCAUGGGUUACAUUUUACCCCGUAAGAAAGAUUUAAUCCGCAACAGAUCGGGAACAUUCUCAGGACAAUCGUCAACAUGUCGCACAGAAUUCGCGAGUCUUAAAAAAAAAGAAAGGUUGUGAAGAUUGCUAUAGAUCCUGGUUUAUAGUUUCUCUACAUGAAAAGCUAUUUCUGUGGUCAUUUAGAUAGAUCACAGAACACUUAUAUAUACAAGUACAGUAAGCAGUGUUAUGUUCGGAUAUAAAUUACAGUCUUGUUUUUGGUGCGCGAUGUGCAUACGAUAGAUAGAGAAUCCCUGGAUGAAUUGAGACGCCAUCUUUUUAUGUUAGAAAUAUUCAUAACUAAUGUAAGGUAGGUUGGUGUGGGUUGUAUUUGCUGAGGGUGUACUACGAGCUAUAACUCAGUAUCGAUCUUUCAUUUUCAUUUGAGUACUUGUCUAUUUUCGUGACUACUAUACUUAGAUAU